Messenger RNA from Strigops habroptila (Kakapo), 5377 nucleotides. RefSeq names its product immunoglobulin superfamily DCC subclass member 3 (gene IGDCC3). The transcript has 14 exons. Gene Ontology annotation, cellular component: plasma membrane; axon. NCBI's taxonomy places the organism in Eukaryota, Metazoa, Chordata, Aves, Psittaciformes, Psittacidae. Gene Ontology annotation, molecular function: protein binding. The coding region runs from base 194 to 2500 and encodes 768 amino acids. The record is from RefSeq and is a predicted model, not a curated record. Gene Ontology annotation, biological process: cell-cell adhesion; axon guidance.
GCGUGCUCGCGCGGAGGGGAGCAGCGCUGAAAUCCGCUUUUUGCCCGUUUUUCCCCUCUUUUCCCUAUUUUUCCCUUCCCCCGCCCCGCAGCUGGGGGUGGUUCUCGCCUCGCCGCCCUCUUUCCCUCCCUCCUGCGCGGGCUGCUCCCUCCCCGUGGGGCGCAGGGAGGCGAGCCCGCCCGCCCGGGAUGCCAUGGCUCCGCUGGGCUCCGCGCUACCCGCCUGCCUGCUGGGGCUGCUGCUGCUCGGCUGCUGCGGAGAGCUUGGCCAUUCCUCCGAGCUGGCGUUCGUUGUGGAGCCAAGCGAUGACAUAGCUGUGCAGGAGCAACCCUUGAUCCUCUACUGCCAGGUGGAGGGCAUCCAGCCCAUCACCAUCACGUGGCGGAAGAAUGGCGCGCUGAUCGUGGACAGUGAGAAUGCCUUCAUGUUGGCCAACGGGUCGCUCUACGUCUCCCGCUUCCAGAGGCUCCGGGGAGAUGGAUCCUCGGAUGAAGGCGAGUACGACUGCAUGGCACAAAACCACUAUGGGCUGGUGGUGAGCAGGAAGGCCAGGAUUCAGGCAGCGACAAUGUCCGACUUCCACAUCCACCCUCAGAACGCAGUGGUGGAGGAAGGUGGUGUAGCAAGAUUCCAGUGCCAGAUCCACGGCUUGCCAGAGCCAGUCAUCCUCUGGCAAAAGAACCGCGUGCCGGUCAACACAGACAAUGAAAGGUACACGCUGCUUCCCAAGGGAGUCCUCCAGAUUACGGGACUGAGGGCAGAAGACAGUGGGAUUUUUCACUGUGUUGCUACCAAUAUUGCUAAUGUGAAGUUCAGCCGGGAGGCCAGGCUCACCGUGUCAGGCUCCCACUCCACUGUUUACAAGGACCCCAUGAUACUUGUUGGCCCGGAGAACCUCACGCUGACGGUGCACCAGACCGCGGUGCUGGAGUGCAUCGCAACCGGGAACCCCCGGCCCAUCGUCUCCUGGAGCCGCCUAGACGGCCGCCCCAUUGGCGUGGAGGGGAUCCAGGUGCUGGGCACAGGAAAUCUGAUGAUCUCAGACCUCAGCGUGCAGCAUUCCGGCAUCUACGUGUGCGCUGCGAACAAACCCGGCACACGGGUGCGAAGGACCGCGCAGGGCAGCCUCGUUGUACAAGCCCCUGCAGAGUUCGUGCAGCAUCCCCAGUCCAUUUCCAGGCCUGUUGGGACUACUGCUAUCUUCACGUGCGUGGCCCAAGGGGAACCCCCACCCCAGAUCACUUGGCUGAGGAACGGGCAGAUCCUGGAGACCAGCGACCACAUUAAGCUGAAGAACAACAACAGCACCCUCUCCAUCUAUGGGAUCAACCAGGCGGAUGAAGCCAUCUACCAGUGCAUCGCCGAGAACAGCGCCGGCUCCACGCAAGCCAGCGCUCGCCUCACGGUCCUGUGGGCAGAUGGGCUGCCCGGUCCUCCACAGAGCGUGAAGGCUGAGACGGUCUCUGCAACCACCAUCCAGGUGUCCUGGACAGAACCUCUGCAGAACACCAAGGAGAUCAUCGGCUACGUGCUGCACAUUCGCAAAGCUGCAGAUCCUGUAGAGAUGGAGUAUCAGGAGGCCGUUAGCAAGAGCACCUUCCAGCAGCUAGUGACUGAUUUAGAGCCCUCGACCAGCUAUAGCUUUUAUAUAAAGGCUUACACCUCCCGAGGUGCCAGCAAAGCCUCAGAAGUCACAGUGGUGAGCACGCUGGGAGAAGUCCCAGCCAUGCCAUCCCUCUUUAUUAAAGUCAUUAACAGCACAGCCAUCCAGGCGACGUGGGAGCCCUCCAUCAAGCUGGGCCAGCAUGAAGGCUUCAAGUUGUAUUACCGCAAGGUCCACCUCUCCCAGUACACAGGUCCAGUGCUGCUGCCCAGCAACGUAACAGCAUACAACAUUACCCACCUGGAUGCCUCAGUGGUGUAUGAAGUCAAGCUCCUUGCCUAUAACCAGCACGGGGAUGGAAAUUCAACUGUCCGCUUUGUGUCCUUGAGGGAAACUGUGGAGAGGACAGUGCUGAAUCCCCCGUGUGACUGCAUGAAGGACGAGCAGAACAAUAAAACCUCCACAACAGGCAUCAUCAUUGGGAUCCACAUCGGCGUCACCUGCAUCAUAUUCUGCAUCCUCUUCCUUAUGUUUGGGUACAGAGGAAGGCUGCUGAUGUGCAAAAACGUGCAGGAGCAGCUGUCAACACCACAGAUCCCCAGGAGCCAGCGGAGCGCCACGGGCCUUGUCCUGAACGGGGCUGCUCGCAGGGACAGGGACGACCGGGACUUGAAUGGAAAGCAGCUGGAUAUGAACGAGCUGGAGAGGUUAUUCCCAGCAUCCCUAUCCCAGGAGCAGCAGGAUAAGGGAAUAACGUCGGCUCCACCAGCCCCCCAUGAUGAAACCCAGAUAACCACACUCCCUCUGGAUGAGUUCAGCGUCAUCGAGGAGCAGCCAGACCCCGUGGGCAAUCCUGCUGCUCCAGCUCCCGACCACGGUCCUGCCAAUGAAGGAUAAAACUGCCAAGACUCAAACCCUCUUGUAGGAGUUACCAGAAACCAAACCCGCGGCUGGUGAUGUCUUUACAACGAGUUGUCAAUCUCAGGUCAAUUGAAGAUUUCUACGGUCUGAUUGUUAUUUUUUUGUUUUGCUUUAUUUUUAUAUAUAUAUAUAAAUAUAUAUAUAUGUAUCCAGCCUUUUGGAAACUCUGUGAAGUUUAUCUUUCUGACCUCCCUCGGGCCUCUCGGUGUGUUUCUUCCGAUGAUGGCUUUAUUGAGACUGGUCACGAUGGAUUUUCCCUGCAGCUGCUAAGUAAAAGACUCCUUGGCAGAGUUUGGCAAACUCUCCCGUCUCUGACAGACUGGGGAUAUGGUGGAGCCUCCUCCUCUUGGCAUCUCAGACGUUUUCCUGAUCAGCAGCUUUAGGAUUGCUUUUUGGAUCUAUUUUUUAUUUCCAGAAGACUGGAUUUGGAGAAAUCCUUCUGACUUGACUCCAAAAAUCAAGGCCCAGGAAGGGUGUCUCUCCAUGGAUUUGAUGAUUUUGUACACUUUCUCUAUUUCUCAGGAUACUUUUUUUGCUGAUUGACUCUAAAUAAUAUGAAAAAAAAAGGAAAAAAAAAAGAGUGUGUGUGUCAAAGGAUGCCUGCCUGAGGGCUACUGAAAGACUUGGACAGACAACCCGAGUGGACUCAGAACCUACCUCAACCGGAAUGAAUGUCUUCUGGGAAGCAGAGAUACCUGCGUCUUCCUUCGUGUUCAGAAAACAAGUAGUGUAGCACUUGGUCAGUACAAGCUUGGUCCUACCUCAGCAGUCACGCUCUGUACCCGCUGCCUCGGUGGUGGUCUUGUCGUUGUUCCCAUGUAAAGCACUUCCAAACCUUUGAAAGCAAUGUUCUACCUCAAGCGUGAUAGAAACUCGUGUGUGUGUGUGUGUAUGUGUGUAUCCUCUCCUGUCCCCCAAUUCCUGCCUCUCCCACCCAGCCCCACACGAAGCAAGAUGCUUCAUUAGUGUUAUGAGCUUUACUUUUAGGGCAUGUAGCGGGGCUCUGGUGUGAUUUUGUGUGGUGGAGAUUUGUAUCAUGGUUUUUUUACUUUAAAGAUUGUUGGGGCCAUCACAGACAUGUGGCUUGAUGCCCCCUGGUUCACCAGCACCAUUGCUUUGCAGGGCUGAUUUGGGUGCUGGUGGUGGCUGCCUCAAUCCACCCUGGGUGUAUUUGGGAUGGAGCAGGGCGUGCAGGGUGCUCAGAUGCCAGCACUAAGGCCAGGGCACCCUCCUGGCCUGUCAGCAUGCUGCCCUCCAAGGCUGAUUCCCAGCAGGAUGAUUUAUGGCAUGUGCCAGCACAAGCAGCAUAAGACACCCUUGGGAGGUGUGAACCUGGAAGUCACCAUCUUACCCCUUAAAAGCCCACCCUACCAUCAGGAGCAUCUAUAAGGAAAUCGAUACAGCACUUCCAAACCCCUUUGAGAUGCUACUGAGCUGCUCCCAGCUCCUCCAGCGUAUUUCCAGCUAGCAGGAGAUCAUCCAGAGGAUGCAUAGAGCUGAAAAUGGCUCAUUUCCCUGGGAGGGAUGAGGCCAGGAGGGAUUCCAGAUGCUGAGGGCUGCUGGCAGCUGCCCCUUCGCCAUGCCAAGGGUGGGCAGAGGAGCUCCCAACACCAAAGAGAGGGUUUGUGCGUGACCCCAAACCACCUCCAGGGACCAACCACCAACCGGCCUCCGUGGUUUUUGGGUUGUCCUGGCGUGGUGCAGCCUUGUGAGUCUGGUGUCAUCCAUGGGGUGUGAUGGGGGCAUGCACAGGGCACAGGGACCUCGGGCAGCCCUUUCCCCACUGCGUGCGUUGGUUAAAACCGGGCGAAUGUGAAGGUUUGAACUCUUUGUAUAGGUGGUGGCAAAUCAAAUGUCACCCUAUUUGCAAGGACAAGUGAAAGGAAUCAGGAAAGAAAAUGAGUUUAAGUUUAAAGAAAAGUAAUAAUUGUAUUUUUUUAAAUGGUACCUGUGGGAGAGUCCCUUGUGUCAGAAACAUCCCCCAUCUCCUUCCCAUUUGGCAAUGGGGUGCUACUGAUAACUGUGUAAAUAAUACAAUACACAGGACCACAAGGCAAACAUCUUCCCCUGUGCUGUGUCCUGGUGCUGGGCUGGGUUAGCUGUGAGCAGGAUUGUGUCCUUCCAGAUCAAAUCACCCAGCUUGGCCCACGCAGAUGUUAAUGGCAUUGACCUUGAGAGCAAGGAACACUUGAAGCUUGGUGUUUGUAGCCCUCUGCCGUUAAAAUUCCUCCUCCUGUAGACAUCAUGCAGGUCAGAAGAAAUGUGAAGGGUUAAAUUUAUGCAUUAAGCCCCCACAUCAUAGCCUCUCCCCACCCCACCAAAGAGGUGAAACGGGACAUUAGACCGAUUCCUGCUCACCCCUACUGUGGGGAGAUGCUCCUUUUUGCAUGAUGCUGGACCUGGAGGUGCGGUGGGAAAGGGACCACAGGGGGACAGCACUGGUUGCACCAUGCGAGACCAAUAGCACAGCCCAUCCCAUGGUGGGAACUGGAGGAUGACGGGACUUGGAAAGGGCAGAAGGGAGGAGGAGAUACCAAACAGCUUGAGUUAUAACCUCAUAUCAAAGAAAACCCAAUCUCCUCCUGCCAUCCCACUCCAGCCCAGCUUUUCUUUAUGUUGUUUUAUUUUGUGUGUGUAUCGCCGACGUUCACGUUGAAUAAGUCCUGUUGCCAAAGUGAACACAGAAUUUAGACUAGCUUUCAGCUCAGACUUCCUGGAGCUGUGAACAUGCUAUUAAUUUAAUAUCAUAUUAUUGUGAUAUUGUAAUAGUAACAAGUAUUUGUCACUACUUCCUUUUAUUAAAGGGAAAUGCUGUGCCAUUUGACUAGUUGAAAGACAAUAGUAUGUCAAGAA